GCCUGCGCAGCAAAUACAGCAAUCGCUGGGCAAACAUGACAGCGCCUGUAAGUCAUCUGGAGGACUGUGCAGGCAAUCACUACCGACUACAGCUGAAUCUCUACAAGCACAUCAUCGAGAAGUACUACAACCUCAAAGUGCGUGCCAUGCAUGUUGUUUGCUGCCACCCAGAUCAAGAAGGAGAAGGCCCCUUUCUGGAUAACGUCCCGGUCAUGGACAAAGAAAUUCAGGAAAUCCUGAAGGUGCACACAUCUCGUGUUGAUUUUGUAGGAGGCAAGCAAGCUUUGCGCAGCGCUGCGGAUAUCAUUGACGCCUGGCAUCGUCUGCAGCACGGCAUCCAAGUGGAGGAGGCUGUAGAAGUUGCUUUGGUUGAACCAGUUCCUGUAAGAACUGCGGUCAUGGUCAAUGACACCUACGAUUCAGACGAAGAGUCGGGUUUUUGGGGGCCGGCGUUCACAGCCGACGACGAUGCACUUUCUAUCAGUAGUGAGUCUGCAGGAGAAUGGGUUUGCGACGCCACUGGGUGCUUCAGAUGGGUCAGAGGUUCGCCGCAGCUGUUGGACCAGGAUGGCGAAGAUCAAGAAAGCGCCUUUUUCGUGAGCUCGAUCCCGGCAACUGGAGCCACGGUGAAUUGCGCUUACGAUGUGGACGAGCUCGGAGGGUCCUUGCCCUCUGAGGCCUUGGAGCUUCUUCCAGGCCGCAGCUUGUCGCUGCGCGGCCUCGAAUUUCUGGAGGCGUCGGUGUUGCGGGACCUCCAUUUCGCAUUGGAAGAGGCCAGAGUUGUGACUGUGAAUGAUCUGCAAUUGGCUAUGUUCCAUUCGUUCCCGCCGCGAACUGCGCUGGAAUGGGAUACAGAGGUCACUUGCUCUCAGCAGCCCAACCGGUUUGUGACCGGAUUCAAGUCGCGUGGUCCGCUGAUGGGAGGGGCGAUUUUCGAUCUCCGACUUCCCGCUUGUGCCAUCGGCCUCUACAUCGGCGUGCGUCAAUGGCAGCACAGUGAACAGCGGGCAUACUGUAGCGUUGUCAACCCUUGGCGUUCGAAUCCAGCGGUGUUCAUCGGCCUCAAUGACGAAUCUCCGCAAGUGCAUCCACACAGAAACACGUGCUUGCUGCAUCCAGAACGAGUUCAUCGUUUUGGGGUCAGCUGGAGCCGGCGGCAUUUCGAGUUUUCGAUCGAUGGCAUUGGCGUUUCUCGAGCCACACUACAUGAAGAAUUUCCAGAUGGACCGUCUUCAUUGGCACAGCUGUCCGUCUUGAUGCACGUGCAGCCAGGCGGCUAUUGGGACGCUAUGCACCUUCGUCCGCUUGCGUCGCCGAUCGACUGGAACGCACAAAUCAAUUGCGCCAUUUGUGCAAGAGACUGGACCCUGACUCCUGGCAACUGGUGCGUUUGUCCGUUGUGUUCCACGUGGAUUUGCAAUGUUCACAGGCUGCGAUCUCCCGCCCGUCGCUGUCCUGUGUGUCCAAACCAACUCAUGGACUAUUUGGGCGGUUCAUCUCAGGAGUCCUUUGAGGCUCGCAUAGACCACGUGGCGGCGAAGGUUAUACAGUUCGCCAUGUUUGACUUGAUCUCGCGGCAACUAGCGAUGGAACGGAGACUUCAAUCCCUUCCUCUGUUCAUGGGAGCACAGACGUUCGAUCGCACUUCUUGGGUCCGGCCACUGGACGGCGGUUGCUUCUACAGCUUCGUUGCAAGGACGUUGCGGCUUGCUGGGUUGCAUGGGCGACUUGAAAGCAACUGCUUCACACUUUUUCCGGAGCAGCACUUCGCUUCGAUUCGUCGUCGCUGUCUGAUUUGGACUCCAGUCUCUGCCAGGGCAGGGAUGCGUGAUUCCUACAUCCACGACGAGGUCGGCGGUGCGAUGCCACCUCAGACUUUGGAGUUGCUUCCCGGCUCUGUCUUCUCCGACGACUCCCUCAGCACUCGUCGGUGUCCUGUAUGUCCCAAACUCAAGGAGUAUUUAGGCGGUGCUUCUCAGGACACCUUCGAUGCCCGCAUAGAACAGGACGUCGCCUCGGAUCAGAUGGAGGUUGCGACGCCUCAAGAGAUCGGGCCCUUGGUUGAUACGGAUGCCGCGGGACAGCCUGCCGAAGCGGACUUAGCUUUGGCCAUACUUUGCCCCGGGCUUUCUCCGGANNGCUUGAUGCCCGGGGCCUCUACCUCUGGGCAAGAUUUCGAGGCUUUAUUCGAUCUGACAUCCAAGGCAUGUUCAUCCUCCUUGAGUUCAUGUCCUGUUUUCGACGAGCAGCAACCAGUGGCAUCCGUGAAAGAGCAGACCAAGAGACAAAUCGAAUAUGUUCGUAUCAGGCAGCCGACAUGGUCCGAGGACAUGGUACGUCUUACCGCCGCAGCUCUGAAUGUGUAUAGAACCCGGCUUACUGACAUUUUCGUUCGAGAUUUUGUUGGCCUCGUUUGGAUUAUCGAAGGUGAAAGAUACAUUCGCGCUCAUCGUGGCGUGUGUUACUUAUACCACAGCGAAGGCGCUUUCGAUGCCUACAACGGCGUACCUCCAGAGUCGACGUUCUACAGACUCAAGAAAACACUUUUGCGAUUGGAGGGUUUGUUUCGCCUUAUGUCACCUGCCACCGAGCGCUCUGACUCGGCCAUCCUGCGAGCGAUUGUCAAGAUGCUCGCAGAGUACAACAGCAUCGCAGAGUUUCUCACGAUUUGCGAGGACGCUGCUGUAAUGGCGGACACAUCAGGAAAUCGUCGGAAAGGACGAGUCGACCAGGAAGCAGACUAUGCUGUGGCAGCUGUGGGUUGGCCUGAAAAGAUAGCGUACAUGCUGGCCAGGGUGCUUGCCCCGUUGCAGAAAGACCUGUUGGAAGAACGACGGCUGCUGCAUUUCGUCGUCCAGUGGUGCGAUGCACCUUCGUCACGACAGCCGGGCUGCGCCUAUUCGGAUGUCUCUGUCAUGUAUGAUGUAACAGCAGCAGAGCACGUCAAGCUAGUAGCGCCCUCGCCGGACAACAAUCUGUACGUCAGGAUCCCUCAUCCUCUGCGGUCAUCUUUGCCAGAUCCUGUGUUGGCGCAUGCUAGAUCGAGACUUCAGAAGUUUCUGAAGGAAACCUUUUGGUGCAACCAGGACUACUAUAAGGCUACUCUGGCUGCAGUCGCGUUGGCGAAGCGCGGCGAGAACAUUGACCGUUGCUUUAUAGGAGAAUCCGCAGGCGGAACUGGCCAGUCCUUAUUCAGCAGUCAUCUUGCUGCGGUCUAUGGGCAUAAUCAUGCCUUUAUAGAUCCGAACCUUUUUCACAAUGAAGAAGAAAUGAGAAAACAACUCGAGCAAUUUGCUCAUUGUUGGAUGAUAACUGCUCAGGAGGCGCCGGAGACUCAUCGUCACUUUCAACAAGACCUGUACAAAAAGUUUAUGUCGGCCGAUGACUUAGCCGGCCGCAAGCCGUACGGGUUUGUCACGAAGAUGAUGCGUGUCACAGGCUUCAAAAGGUUCGAGACGAACAAGAUUAUGACCUUCCGCAACGUCAUGGAAGCAAACUUUAACUCGAUUUACAGACGCUGUUUAGUGUGGAAUCCAAAGCCAAUCUUCAUUGAGAACACAUCCUUCGGAGAAGGGUACCUGGACCCGGACGCAGAUGGUAUUUUCGCAAAGGACCCCUCUCUACGGAGCUUUUUGGAGAGCGGCCCGGCCAUUGCGGCAUCACUGGAGCAGCAACACGGCUUCGAGUCGCACUACACGCGACAAGCCUGCUUUCAAAUGAUCGAAGAUUACGCCUUGAGCGGCCUCACCGAACGAAAGGUGAGAGCCGCGUGUGGGCUGCCGCCGCCGCCAGAGGAGACCGCCGGCGAUGCGCCGGGGGCCAGUCUGCUGGCUUUGCUCAAGCGGAACGAGGACGAGGACAAGCCACCAGCUCCGGGCACCGCCGCGGAGAAAGCAAAUGCUGCUGCUGUUACGUACUUCCUCGAGGCCAAGAAAGCAAUCAUCAGCAGGCCUUGGUGGCAGCGUUUUUCAAAAGCCAAACUCGGCCUCGGCAGAGACAUGAUCGAGGAGCUGAUCAAGCUUCGUCUUUUCCUGUCAGUGGAUACAAAGGCCGAGCCCGAGAACUUCAUUCCCACAGUGGCAUGCGCCAAGUCACUGGAAGAUGUGUUGCGUGUCGAUUAUGAGUCUCAGACCACGGUUCUGCUUGAACGAUUGAACGCUAGAAGACUGUGGAAUGUUGUGGAGCGCAACCCGGCCCGGGUGGCGAAUGCUGAGCUGCUGCUGCAUUUUUUUGCCAAGGUGCUGAGCAAGUUGAAUUCUGGCAAAGGCCGUAAGUCUGAGAAGAAGCUUGACGCCAUCGCAUAUUGGAAUUCUUUGCAAAGCAAGGCAAGUCUUCAGGAAGCGACGCUGCGGGUGCGAAUCCAUUCGAAGGGGGCGGUCAGAUACGCAGAUGGACACUCUGUGCAAACUCUUGGCACAGCGUGGCAGAGCGUAGUCCUUGCGGACACCAUCGACCUGGACAUCGAGAACUGCUGUUUCACGUUGCUCGUACAAGUCUUGGAGAAACUAAAUCCGAAACAUGAAUGUUGGCCGAAGGUUAAAGAGACAUUGCGUCUCUGUGCCACGCAAAGACAGCAUGUAAUUGAAGACAAGCUGAAGCUAAGCUUGUCCGAGGGAAAGUUUGUUUUGCAGAAGGUCUUCAACGGAGGCUCUCCACCCGACUCACUCGCGACAAAUGCUUUCAUACAGGACCUGCAGCGAGCAUCUCUUUUUUGUCGCUGGGUGGCUGCGACAUUGUUGCAAGACACAGCUUGGCCUUGUUUGGUGCAACUGAAGGACAAGCCUGAUGUGUCAGUCUUGACGUACUUCUGGAAUAUCGUCGAGGAUCAAGUGGUAGACUCCUGGAUCCAGAAGCUGAAGCCUUUAGGAAGCAAACACAUGUCGUUGCAUUUCGAUGGCAUCAGAGUGGAUCGAGACGUCGUGCAACCAGAUGCGCAGGCCUUUUGCCGCAGUUGCUCCUAUGCGAUACAACAGGACACCGGCUUCCAAGUGCACAUUCGUUCCAAGGAGCGACACAGCUUCCAUGCGUUGUUGCAGCAGAUUAGUAACAGUAAACCAGUGGAAUGUCCAGAAAGCCUUCGUGAGACUGGAAACUGCAUACUGGCAGCUCUACAUCAUCUUGGUUUCCAAGAUCAGGCAUCUUCCAUGGCAUCGAUGACAGAUGGGCCCGAACACGCUUUUUUCAGAAGACGCCAGCAGAGACGCUACACGCACGUCGCCGAGAAGCUGAAGCUCCAAAUCUUUCCCCGCUUGCCACCCGCUGAUUUAAAGUCAGGCCAAAAGCUGCUGCUCCAUCUCGCCACAGAUGGAAACCCGCACUGCGUCGCCCUGGAAACUCUCCCGGAAGAGGAAGUCUGUGUGACGGAUGUGACCGUCAGCUACACUUUCUCUUUGCGGCAUCUUUCGAGAAUGUUGUCAGAUGCAACUGAUCGCAAGUACAUCAUCCUUUUCUAUGUGAACCAGAAGCCUGAGAAGCUAGACGACCGCGAGGCAGAAGAUGAAGACUACAGUCUUCUGCUGGAAACUCUUGCAGGCGGAAGCGAAAAUGACUACGCGGGAGGAGCUGGCGAUGUGGAGGACGACGUGUUUGUGCGAGACCUGAUCGAUGAUGGCUUGGACGGCGAGCAUCAACAAGACGAUGACAAUGAUGAGAGUAUUACUCGUGUCGGUGACGAACUUCUGGCUCUCCUGAAAAAAGAAGUGACAACGUUCCUCCAAGAUCCUGCAGAGCACGUCUAUGCCAUGCACGGCAGGCUGAUUGCUCGUUUCCCCGCCGAGUCGGGCAGCUUGCUGCCGCGCCACCCCAGCCACUGGUGGCCGUUGAUCGAAGACGUCUUCAAGUCCCAAAAGGUGUGCGAUCUAGCGAAGCAACUAUUGGAUGAAACGACUCGUCACGAGGAGUUCCAGGUUAUCAGCUUGGACGCCACGUUGCGCUGCUGUCUUCCUGUUCUUGGUCAGGCGCAUCCUCGGGCAAGGAAAGAGGAGAAGGAGCAAGCCGUGUUCGCCGGAGAGACUGCCUUGACACGAGUACUGACGUGCAGAGGCCGCACUAACGCAGUUCUGGCUCUGCAGGCGGUGUCAUCUGACGACUCGGCAGCCGUUGUACGUGGCCUUGCGGAUGCUUUGCCGUCAAGGGCGCUGAGUCAGAUUCAGUUUGUGUCAGUUGACAAUCCAUCCUUCAAGUAUUUGCAAGAGGUCAAGCUGAUUUGUCCUAAUUUACAAAUCAUGGCAUUGGACCCUGUUCAUCUGGCAAUGACUGUCGAGUAUGCAUCUGGUCGUAGAAGAACACCAAUUUCAAAAGCUUUGCGGCGAAUUUUACGAAAGCUGACCGCCUACAGCAGUGGACUCAAGCCGACAACAUGGGGAGCAGCACAUACUGGACAGACGUGUGCUAAUCUUUCAAGAGAGGAGGAAAGGCUGCGUGCGCAGAUCGAGGAUCGAAGCAUGCGUCUGCGUGACGCCCAGGCUUUGCUUGACAAUCUCGAGCCAGACGCGCCCUUUAUUUUGCGCGUGGACUGGAUCCGAGCACUGGCAGCUUUAACUUCGGUGUAUCGCGCAGAAGUACAGCGUGUAGCUCCCGGUCCCAACCGCAAAGUUUUUGAGUUGCUUCACUCGGCCGCAGCUGCAGGCAGAUCCGAGUGGUAUUUCAAUAACCUAAGAAUGCGGCAUCUGAUCGAGCCUUCUCGACUGUCUUUGCUCCCAAUAGGGACAACUUCAAACGAAGCUUUGCACCACGAAAUCAAUAAUUGGUUUCGUGAGACGCAGAAGAUUCACAAGGCAACGCUGUGCUUGAAGUUAUCUAUUAUGCACUUGGCAAAGCUCUUGUCACACAACACGGCUUUGUAUCGUCCCGCCACGCGGCAAAUGUCAGAGUGGGAGAUUCUGUCUAGGAGUUCUUCUCGUGUACUCUGGACUUUGCCCGAAUGGAAAGCGUGGUGUGAAGAGCUUGGUGUCGAAGCAGGCCUUGUCGGCAAAGCUGAGUUGAGUCUGCAGACGGCACGAGCGGAGCAGAAAUCCUUAGUCAAACAGCGACCUCUCAAGCGGCCAGCGGCGCCGUCGAAGUCGCAGUCCCAGCGUCGUACACCUCACACUCUUGAACGGCAAGAUUCUUUGCGUAGAGCUGGGAAGCGUAAAACGCAGCAUGCAUACGCCUAG
Messenger RNA from Symbiodinium sp. CCMP2456, 7154 nucleotides. NCBI's taxonomy places the organism in Eukaryota, Dinophyceae, Suessiales, Symbiodiniaceae. The record is from the annotation of a GenBank genome assembly.